Messenger RNA from Ilyonectria robusta, 1536 nucleotides. RefSeq lists its product as uncharacterized. The record is from RefSeq and is a predicted model, not a curated record. The transcript is spliced from 2 exons. Gene Ontology annotation, molecular function: FAD binding. Bases 1 to 1536 code for a protein of 511 amino acids. NCBI's taxonomy places the organism in Eukaryota, Fungi, Ascomycota, Sordariomycetes, Hypocreales, Nectriaceae.
AUGCAGCACGCUGUUGCCGGAUUUCUUCUCUCAGGCUUGAUGCAUGGCUUGCUAUGUCUCGCACACCCGACAGGCAAAUCCCCGCCGGUAUGCGAGAUAAUCAACACUGCUUUGCCAGGCAAGGUGGCAUACCCGAACACGGCCGCAUACAACGCGUCCAACGUCUACUGGUCAGGCAGACAGGACAUGGAGCCCUCCUGCAUAGUUCUUCCCGCAUGCCCCGAAGAUGUUUCGAAGGCUCUGGGGCUUGUGACCAAGCAUGACAGCCCCUUUACUGUUAGGGCCGGAGGACACACCGCGUUCGCCAAGGGAUCUAAUAUUGAGGCAGGAGUCGUUAUUACUAUGGACUCGAUGAGUGACAUCCAUGUCUCCUCCGACCGCUCCACAGUCUCUGUUGGCCCUGGUGCCCGCUGGAUCAACGUCACUGACACUGUAACACCCCUGGGUCUCGCGGUGGUUGGCGGCCGCGCCCCUACGGUAGGCGUUUCAGGGUUUAUCUUGGGAGGUGGCCUCUCGUUCCUGACCGGCAGGCGAGGGCUGGGCUGCGAUAACGUUCGGAACUUCCAGGUCGCUCUUGUAUCAGGCAAGAUUGUGAACGCGAACCCAAAAGAAAACAAGGACCUCUACUGGGCUCUUAGAGGUGGCGGCGGGUCUAGCUUUGGCAUUGUUACCCGGUUUGACCUCGAAGCUUACGAGCAAGGCGACGUCUGGAGCCGGCUGACGGUGUGGCCGGCUUCCGAUACCGCCAACGUUCUCAAUACUUUUACCAGGAUUACCAGGGAAAAACUACACUCGGGACAGGAUCCAGACUCGCACCUGAUAUUCGGCCUCACCUAUUCCGGCGCUCCCGGCGAUGCACCCAUUCCAACGGUAUACGGCUUCCAUCUGAACCUCUCCUCUCUGUACGCGCCUGGUGGCGAGUUCGACACCAUGGAGGCGUUCUCUCGGCUCCCAGAGCCACUUUCCAACAACACACUCAUCACGGACAUUCCAGGCCAGAUUCGAACCACUUCAAGAUCUGUGUUUGGCCAGAGGCAAUCAUGGUACGCCACUUCUGUCAGCGACGGCGUGAACAGCAACGGUUUUAUAAAUGAUAUCACCAAAGUCUUCACCACCUUCGCCAACGAGCUUAGAGCGGAUGUAAAAGCUCGAGGGGCUUCUCUCAACACAAGCAUGGUCUUCCAGCCCCUCACCAACCCUACGUUCAAGGCCAUGCAGAGGAAUGGCGGUAACGCUCUGGGCCUUAAACCUGCAGAGUUCCCUUCUUAUAUUAUCUCCAUACCUAUGACCUGGACCGACUCGGCCCUCGAUGAUAUGAUUGACACCCGGACGAACCAGUUUAUUGAUAACCUGAACGCCAUGGCCCAGGAGAGGGGAUUUGGAUAUGGCUAUGAGUAUAUGAACUAUUCUGGGAGACUGCAAGAUGUCAUUGCAAGCUAUGGGAAGAAGAAUCAGGCCAAACUUCGAGCUAUCGCAUCCAAGUAUGAUCCGGAUGGCCUCUUGCGGAAACUCUGGACGGGGUAUUUCAAGCCUUGA